CUCACUUCUUCGGAUGCAAGUACCAUUAAUGUCUAAGUUACAGAGAUUCUGUGGGCAUCUGUCUAGUGUUGUCAGUCUGGCACUUCUUGCAAUCAUAAAAUUCAUUUCAGAAAAGCUUUUUUAAGCGUAAAACACUGUAAAGUUAACAGCCUCUUUAUUUUCAAAUGAUCAAAUAAAUGCUGCCUUACUUGGCAUAGCUGUAGUUAAAAUCCCUCACAUUUCCUAAGAAUUGAGAUUUUUCAGUGCAUUGAACAAUUAGGGUAAAUGCCAACUUAUUUUGCAUUAGUGCAAAGUGUUGAAAGUCCAGACUAUCUCAUGCACAAACCUUAAUUCCUUUCAGCCCCUUAUAGAAAGGUUUACAUUAAUUCUGCUGUUUGUUUACAUUUCAUGUUCAGGAAACUCUGAUGUUGUGGCCCCACUGGUUGGUAUCCUUAUGAAAUUGUUUAGAAAGAUGAUAAAAGUGGAGAUGCCAUUUCAUCUUACCCUUCUGAGUGUCUGCUUCUCAAAUCUUAAAGCUCUGCCUAGCCUCACCAAAGGAUCCAUAGGAUUUUAUUUAAUGCGGUCGUCACCCCCUUCAAGUUCUGGCAAAGUAAAAAAUGGAUGAUGUUCCACAAGUCCAGGUGAACUCCUGCAGUUUUAUACCAGAUGGAAGAAUUAGAAAUACAAGAACUAGAGAAUCUUCACUAGAAACCAAAAGCUGCGCAGAAGAACCUGGAAUUUCUGUUUGUCCAAUUCAUUUGCUUCCUGCUGGCAUUGACCAGGAGGUCUUCAGUCAGCUUCCAGAAGACAUUAAAGAGGAAAUUAUUUCUGACAAAUCUGGGCAAAGGAUCCAUACAAAGAAUAUUUUGAGUCAGCCAUUACCUUUUUCUAAAGGAGCACUACCAUUUUUUGCACAAGAAGAAAUGCACACUACUCCAGAUUCCAGAAGAGCAGAUCAUUGUAUCAGCAGUCUGGUAUGCAGUGAACAUUUUCAAUCUACCAGUGAGCUGGAGACAGCCAUGGUACACAGGCCUAAUCCUAAUUGUAGUCUCAGUCUACAGGAUCCUCCUGAGUACCCUGAAAGUGCACUAAUAGAUAACUGUAUGGAACAAGUACCUAAGGAAUCACUGAAUUUCAAUAGCACUGAUUCAAUUGUAUUGAACCUGCAAAGUCAACAUUUUCUUCAGCCUCACAGUUCAGACAGACAAGAGGAGCCCAUUGGAGCAGCCUCUCAGGAUAAAGGUCUGAGAGACCAAGCGUCAGGAGAAGGAAGAAUUGUAUUUCCUCCUAAUGUUGACCCAAAUAUUUUUUCUGAACUACCUGCUGAAAUGCAAAAGGAACUACUGGCUGAAUGGAAGAAUCUAAAACCUGUUUCCAAAAUGCAUCAGAAUAAACCUUCUGAAAAGCUAAAAACAAACAAAGGAAAAAAGAAUGUGGUGUUGUGUUCAUCACAGUCUAACAGUUUAUUAAGAUAUUUUAAACCAAAAUGAUUAUAUACAUAAUACAGAGAUGGCUGGUAUAAAACAUUUGUGAUGAUAAAAUAAGGAGGUAAUACAAUCAUAUUCAUGCAUUAAAGAAAUGCACUAUUUUAAAGUGUAAUGCGACAAAAUAGCAUACAAAAACGGACCAUCUUAACAAUAGUGUAAAACUAUUGAUAAUUCCUUUUAAAAGUGAUUAAUACUAUGUAUUCUUGUGUUAAACUAGCAGAUUAAUGUUUUAUUUAGUCCAAAGAGAGCAGCAAGAGAGACUUACUUCCCCUUAAAUGCACAUUAGAUGUGAUGAAUCCUCCAGUUGUUACUACCCAAACUAAAACAUUGCAAUCCAGUUUGAAACACUUAUACUUGUUCUUGUAUCAACCAAAAUGGCAUCCAUUAGGGCAUGGGUGUUCUUGCUGUUAAAACAUUUUUUUAAAAAUGGAAAUACAGAAAAUACUGAUUUGAAUGGUGGGGCUUGUGAAACUAAUGGAAUAUUGCUUUCUUAGUAGUUACAGUCCCUAACUGCUAGAG
Chelonoidis abingdonii (Abingdon island giant tortoise) is the source of this 1985-nucleotide messenger RNA. Lineage: Eukaryota; Metazoa; Chordata; Testudines; Testudinidae. The record is from RefSeq and is a predicted model, not a curated record.